This is a messenger RNA of Pollicipes pollicipes, 2857 nucleotides long. It is a transcript of the gene mst, whose product is annotated as misato mitochondrial distribution and morphology regulator. Gene Ontology annotation, biological process: mitochondrion organization. The transcript has 9 exons. The coding region runs from base 90 to 1745 and encodes 551 amino acids. Gene Ontology annotation, cellular component: mitochondrion; cytoplasm. NCBI's taxonomy places the organism in Eukaryota, Metazoa, Arthropoda, Thecostraca, Pollicipedomorpha, Pollicipedidae. The record is from RefSeq and is a predicted model, not a curated record.
UUCAACAUUUUGAUAGCAUACGCGUGUUUAUACGCUGUAUAACCUGCGCCGGCGCACGCUGGGGCAGUUUAUGUCACAUUGGUCAAUACAUGAUGGGGUCUGAAACGCCUGAAAUUAUAACCCUGCAAAUCGGACACUAUGCGAACUUUGUUGGCACACAUUGGUGGAACAUUCAAGAGUCGUCGUUUGUCUAUGAUCCGUCAGCGCAAGUUGAACUGGACCAUGCCGUUCUUUUUCGAGAGGGAGAAACAUCUAAGCGGGAGGUGACCUUCACUCCGCGCCUGCUGGCGGUGGACCUGCGCGGCAGCCUGGGUCACCUGCGGCGGCGCGGCCAGCUCUACAGCGAGCCGGCGCCGGCCGAGCCGGACCGGCUUUGGCAAGGCCACACCGUACGACACAAGCAGGAGACGCGCGCGCCCACCAGCCUCCGGCGCCGGCUGGACCGCCUCGACGGCGCCACGGACGACGACGACAAGGACGUCUGUCAAGGUAAACGAGAGGAGGAUGAAUCGGAUGGCACUCAGGAAGAAGAUGACACCACGCCGGCCGCUGCUGUUCUGGACGGCGAGGUUCGGGUGUGGUCCGACUUUCUCGGCACCCAUCUGAACCCGUGGACAGUUCACAUACUGUCUGAGCACAUUCAUGAGAACACCAAUGAUCCGUUCGACGUGUUCGGUUUCGGGGAAUCACAGUACCUGCGGGAGGACUUCCGCGAUGACUUCGAGGAUCGCCUGAGGGCGUACGCCGAGGAAUGUGACCAUUUGGUGGGCUUCCACGUGCUGGCGGACGAGUGUGACGGAUUCGGCGGUGUGUCGGCCGGCGCGCUGGCGCACCUCUCGGACGAGUACCCGGGCCGGUCGGCGCUGGUGGCGCCGCUGCAGCCGCCGCCAGCCGGCGCCCUCUCGCUGCCGCAGGCCGUCCACCAGGCCGUCAACACUGUGUUGACGCUCGACGCGGCCGCACGCCACGCCUCGCUGUGCACGCCACUCUCCGUGCAGGCGGAAUGGACGGCGCCGCUCGUGGCGCCAUCUUAUAGGCGCAUGGAGAAUUUUGAGUACAAGCCGGAGCUUCCGUACCACAGCGGUGCUGUGUUGGCCGCUGCGCUAGACACUAUCACGUUGCCAUGGCGACGAAAGCGAGACCCAGUCCCGCUCUAUGAGGUGACAUCAAGCCUUUCGUACGGUGGCCGGACGGUGGCUGGUGUGGCGUCAAGUCUGCCGCUGGGAAUCGGUCAAAAUGAUUACCUCUCCACCUGGCUGGAAGGCGGAAACCUGAAGUUAUGUAGUGUCACACCAGGUGUCGGUGCCGUCCCGGACGAGUCAGAAAUCUGGAGUAGUUGCACGGUCCUGCGCGGUGUACCAGAUAAACAACUGAGGCCGGCCGGCGUUGGCAGUGACCCGUGGCUGGAGGUGACCGGUCGGCGGGCAGCGGUGCGACUGCGCGAGCCGCUGCGCACGGCGUCGCCCUUCCCAGCGCUGUUCGGACCGACAGUGGGCCGAGACGGCCUGCUCCAGCCCCGCUGCACCAAAAAAGACGGCGUGCGAGCUGCGCCGACGGCCGCCGCGCUCCAGUCCAGCCGCGCGGUGGGCGACUCACUGGCGGCGCUGCACGCCGUCACGGCCCGCUUCAACAUCGCCAAGUUCCACCGGUUCUCGGCCGGCGGUCUGGAGACCGACGACUGGGCCGAGGUGCUGGAGCGGACCAGUGACCUAGUGCGGUGCUACCGGCCCCGAGAGGAGGUGUGAUCUGGUGCAGUGCUACCGGCCCCGAGAGGAGGCAUGACCUGGUGCGGUGCUACCGGCCCCGAGAGGAGGUGUGAUCUGGUGCAGUGCUACCAGCUUCGAGAGGAGGCGUGGCCUGGUGCAAUGCUACCGGCUUCGAGAGGAGGUGUGACCUGGUGCAGUGCUACCGUACCCGACAGGAGGUGUGACCUGGUGCGUUUGAUCUGGCGCAGUGCCACUGGCCCGAGAGGAGGCAUGACCUGGUGCGGUGCUACCGGCCCCGAGAGGUGUGACCUGGUGCAGCGCUACCGACUCCGAGGGGAGGUGUAACGUGAUGCAGUCUUCUCCCGUCUCCCAAUACUCCCACUCCCCCCGUGGAGAUGGAAGAAUCUUCCAGUCUCCCUGUCUAGAUUCUUCCCACACCUCUUCAGAGGAGAUGUGCCUUGGUGAGGCGCCACGCGAUUCGGGUAUGCUGGUCAUGACCUGAGCGCUGCUGUUUUGCUAAUUGGUUCUUGUGAUUACUGGGUGUAUUAACCUGCAGUCAGCGAUGGCAAGGAACUGUUUCAUCUCUGGUGUCACAUACAAUUUUGUGAACUGUUAAUGCUGGCCUGUAUUGUGAUGAUUAUGCGCUAUAACCGCUUGUCUAGUUUAUGUACAUAGGAUAUGAUGCCAUGAUGUGGAUGCACGCGUCUGAACUCGCCAUGCUUGCCGCUUUACGUGAUCAAAAAAUUGAAUUUAGGAAAAUGGAAGCGAUUCACGUCGAUAACUCUUCAUUAUGAUACGGCCCUGGAGAGGACAUCAGCAAAUACGCUCUAGAUAGCUGAGAAUGGACCGGACAAGGGUAAGAGCUGUCCUACAUGCGAUGGUUUUCACACACAGGAUUUACAGACAGCGGUCGAUACUUAUAUGUCUAAGGUUACAUGGUUACGCGCCUGGGCAUCUGCAAACUUUAAACACUGUAGUGCUGGCUAACAAUCAGUCCACACCAUUACUAAGCUUUAAUCGGAGAUAUGCUUAUUGAUAAUAUCUAAAUACACGCGGCACUGACACCUUGCACAGGUCUUGUGGCACACACAUCCGCCGUGGUUCACGGGGCCCGGGACGGCGCCCCAGUCUGGCGGCCAGGCCCGGCCAGC